Messenger RNA from Acanthochromis polyacanthus (spiny chromis), 1194 nucleotides. Its product is annotated as fibrinogen-like protein 1. Gene Ontology annotation, biological process: negative regulation of T cell activation; regulation of immune response. Bases 61 to 1119 code for a protein of 352 amino acids. Lineage: Eukaryota; Metazoa; Chordata; Actinopteri; Pomacentridae. The record is from RefSeq and is a predicted model, not a curated record. The transcript is spliced from 7 exons.
GACAUAAAGGGAACAGAAAGACGACUACAGAAGUAAUCAGAGGAAGAGAGUCUCAGUGGCAUGUUGGUUAUGGCGCUGCUCAGGACGUCUGUGGCCUUUCUGCUUCACCUGGCCUCCUCUCUGGCGGCUCCGGUGCCCUGUGAGGACAAAGUGGUCCGGCUGGAGGCGGAGAUCCAGAACCUGAUGAGCGUGAUCAACGACCAGCACCGCUACAUCCUGGAGCUCCACAGCAGCCAGGCCCAUCAGCUGCAGCACAUCCCCAACUCUCAUCUGGGCGUGGACAACCUGUACAGAGACUGCUCCGAGGUGUUUGCAGACGGUAACGUGGCCAACGGGCUCUACGUCAUCCGCCCAGACGGAUCUCCCACAGCGCUGAGCGUCUACUGUGACAUGAACAACGGAGGAGGCUGGACCGUCUUCCAGCGCAGGAAAGACGGCAAAGAAAGCUUCGACAGAGCCUGGGUGGAGUACAAGCAUGGCUUUGGAGAUCUGUUCUCCCCCGAAGGAGAGUUCUGGUUGGGCAACGAGCCUCUGCACCAGCUCACCUCACAAGGAAAUUAUGAUCUUCACAUCGACAUGGAGGACUUCGAGGGAAAUCAACGCUACGCAGAGUACAAGAACUUCAGAGUGGACGACGAAAAGGACCAGUACCAGCUACAUUUGGGGGAGUACUCUGGGAACGCCGGCGACGCUCUGAACGAAGCCCACAAGCAGAGGUGGAACGGUCCCUGUUUGAUGCCCGGCGGCGUCAAAUUCAGCACCUACGACCAUCCCAACGAGGUGGAGCCGGAUCCCGACGACGUCCGCUGCAUCCGGCACAGCAAGUCGGGCUGGUGGUUCAGCAAGUGCGACUCGGGGAACCUGAACGGUCAUUACCACGACGGGCCGUACAAGGCGAUGACGGACGACGGCGUGGUGUGGUACACGUGGCACGGCUGGUCCUACUCCAUCAAAUCCGUGGUCAUGAUGCUGCGAGCCGCUGACCUGGAUGCACACCUGGACGACGGCAGCAAGGCGGCCGGCAGCACCGUGCCUCCUCCUCGUCGUGCUCCUCCUCCUCCUCCUCCUCGUCCUCUUCCUCCUCGUCGUCCUCUUCCUCCUCGUCGUCGCGGUCAGUAAGGUCCCAACACCGGAGCUGGAAAAGCUUCACACACGUGAAACCUCGAAAUAAAAACCAGGCUGGCUUCAAUCUGA